UAUGUGAUAUUUCCAGGGUGAGUGUGGUUCUUGCUGGGCUUUCAGCACUACUGGAGCCAUGGAGGGGCAGAUGUUCAGGAAGACCGGAAAACUGGUGUCUCUGAGUGAGCAGAACCUGGUGGAAUGCUCCCGUCCUGAAGGCAACGAGGGCUGUAAUGGAGGUCUCAUGGACCAGGCCUUCCAGUACAUCAAGGACCAGAACGGUCUGGACUCGGAGGAGUCCUACCCCUAUUUGGGAACUGAUGAUCAGCCCUGCCAUUACGAUCCCAACAACAGCGCAGCUAAUGACACCGGAUUCGUUGACAUUCCCAGUGGAAAGGAACAUGCUCUGAUGAAAGCUAUAGCUGCUGUGGGGCCGGUGUCUGUGGCUAUUGACGCUGGACACGAGUCUUUCCAGUUCUACCAGUCAGGCAUCUACUAUGAGAAAGACUGCAGCAGCGAGGAGCUAGAUCAUGGCGUCCUUGCUGUUGGUUAUGGUUUUGAGGGUGAGGAUGUUGAUGGAAAGAAGUAUUGGAUAGUCAAGAACAGCUGGAGUGAGAACUGGGGUGAUGAAGGAUACAUCUACAUGGCCAAGGACCGACACAACCACUGUGGUAUUGCUACAGCAGCUAGCUACCCUCUCGUCUAAGGAAGAUACCUUCAGUAUCACGACAUGGUACCAGAAGGCCACAUUAGUGUCUCCAUGCCUGAGUGGUUCACUGAAACCCACUAGUGUAGUGAAAAAGGAGUCACCUGACACAUGUGACUGUGUGUCUCACAGCCUGAUUGAGACUGUGAGAGAGAAACCUCAAACUCUAGGUGUUGUGUGACACUGUUUUAGGGAAUUUUUGCAAAUGUUUUUAGUCAUUUUAAUGCCACUAAUUCAGUUGAUUUUUGCCUCAAUGUAAAUACGUGUUCUUCAGUGUAAGUCUAAAUGUACAAAU
Molecule: messenger RNA, 923 nt
Organism: Sinocyclocheilus rhinocerous
Lineage: Eukaryota; Metazoa; Chordata; Actinopteri; Cypriniformes; Cyprinidae
Product: cathepsin L1-like
Exons: 4
Coding region: 59-628 (189 amino acids)
Biological process (GO): proteolysis
Molecular function (GO): cysteine-type peptidase activity
Source: RefSeq, a predicted model, not a curated record